AUCAUCUUUUAGAAUCAGAAGGUUCUUAUACCAGUGAAGCUUUGGCCUCAGAAGAUAGAGAGGCUAAACUAAGAAAGAAAGUCACAGUAUUGGAGGAAAAGCUAGUUUCAUCCUCUAAUGCAAUGGAAAAUGCAAGUCAUCAAGCCAGUGUGCAGGUAGAGUCAUUGCAAGAACAAUUGAAUGUAGUCUCCAAGCAAAGGGAUGAAACUGCGCUGCUUUCUGCCUCUCAGCAACAAGUAAAGCAGUAUGCUCUGUCACUGGCCAACCUGCAGAUGGUACUACAGCAUUUCCAAAAAGAGGAAAAAUCUAUGUAUUCUGCUGAACUACAAAAGCAAAAACAGCUUAUAGCUGAAUGGAAGAAAAAGGCAGAAAGUUUGGAAAGAAAAGUGAUAUUACAGGAACGUUUGGAUGAAGCAGAUGCUGCAUUGGAUUCAGCAUCAAGACUUGCAGAACAGUUAGAUCUAAAAGAAGAACAAAUUGAAGAACUUAAAAAACAAAAUGAGUUCCAACAAGAAAUGCUGGAUGAUGUACAAAAGAAAUUGGUGAACUUAGCAAACAGCCUAGAAGGAAAAGUGGACAAAGUCCUAAUGAGAAACCUCUUCAUCAGUCAUUUCCACAUGCCAAAAAAUCAGCGUCACGAAGUGUUAUGGUUGAUGGGCAGCAUCCUGGGGGUCAGAAGGGAGGAGAUGGAGCAGUUGUUUCAUGACGAUCAGGGCAGUGUUACCAGGUGGAUGACUGGGUGGCUUGGAAGAGGAUCAAAAAGUGUUCCCAACACACCUUUGAGACCAAAUCAGCAAUCUGUGCUUAAUAGUUCUUUUUCAGAACGUUUUGUUAAAUUUCUAGAAACAGAAUCUCAUUCAUCUGUUCCACCACCAAAGCUUUCUGUUCAUGAUAUGAAACCUCUAGAAUCACCAGGAAGGAGAAAACUAGACACAAAUGCACCAGAAAGUUUUAAAGAUACAGCAGAAUCCAGGUCAGGUAGAAGACGAGAGGUAAAUCCGGUUUUGGCUCCUCGCUCGGCAGCUGUACCUCUUAUUAACCCAGCUGGACUUGGACCUGGUGGGCCCCAGCAUCUUCUUUUGAAACCCAUCUCAGAUGUUUGGCCCACAUUUACACCUUUGCCAGUGUUACCUGACAACAGCGCUGGAGUUGUGUUGAAAGACCUUGGAAAACAAUAGAUGAUUCUCAAGCCAGAGACAAUCUAGCACUUUAAAGAA
This is a messenger RNA of Pan troglodytes (chimpanzee), 1217 nucleotides long. Its product is annotated as thyroid receptor-interacting protein 11-like. Gene Ontology annotation, cellular component: Golgi apparatus. Gene Ontology annotation, biological process: endoplasmic reticulum to Golgi vesicle-mediated transport; Golgi organization. The record is from RefSeq and is a predicted model, not a curated record. The transcript has a single exon. NCBI's taxonomy places the organism in Eukaryota, Metazoa, Chordata, Mammalia, Primates, Hominidae. The coding region runs from base 123 to 1178 and encodes 351 amino acids. Gene Ontology annotation, molecular function: small GTPase binding.